AAUGAAUUCUUCGUUAUCAUCUGUUAUUCCGCCUGUUGUAAUAUCACCUACCAUCAAUACUUACAACGAUUUGCCAAACGAAGACAACGUUAUUACGGAAACACUGCCACGAUCGAGUGACCAAGAUCAGCAAUCGAGUAUAAGACAAAAAGAAAAAUUGUCUCCACUCCCUAUGGCUAACAAUAAUAUCAUUAUUCAAGGACGAAGAUAUCAAAAUUAUAAUGAUCGUUAUCGUUUACCAAAUGAUGAUAUGGAAAUGGAUAGAUUGUUGAAUAAUCAUCUACUAGUUAAGUAUUGUUUUGGUUCUAACUAUUCCGCACCUAUCACUGAACUUUUAUCUGCUCCUCGUAUCAAUACUCUCUUUCAUACCCAACGUGCUAAGAAAACAACAAAACACAAAUACCUGCAUUCAACAAUACCAGUAGAACAUCAUCCGUCAGGAGUAGUCAGUCUACAACAUCCUACUUCUCACGAGACAUCUCAACACAAUGAUACUACCUUCACCUCUUCCCCUGAAGAAAACAUGUUCAUACCAAAGAAACAACAAGAACAAUCUUCAUCUCCUCCUCGUGGCAAGUUUAUGGACUACUUGCGAAAAUGGACUAAAUUAAGGAAACAAAAGGAGCCAGCGAACAGCUCAGCAACAAAGAAAACACGAUCUGCAUCUACAGGGGCAGACCAAUUACAGUCGACACCAUUGACUAAGACAAAUGUAGCUGACCUAUCUCCGAUACCGCAUCGUCGUCAUUAUUCUGAAAGUGAUACCCAACAAACCAAUGGAAAACAACGGUCCUCUAUCUCCACAACUUCAAGGCUUUGUACUCAUUAUCCUGAUAUCAACAUUUGCCGUGUAUUGGACAUUGCCUGUGGGAAUGGUGUAUGGAUUUUAGACAUGGCACAUGAAUUCCCAAAUGUUGAAUUUUAUGGAUUUGAUAUCUCUGAAGUAUUUCCAACUUCUAUUCGACCAAAGAACGCUUACUUUAAAUUAUUUGACAUGAAUCAAGGUAUUCCUUAUCCAGACAGCUUUUUUGAUUUUAUACGUAUGCAUGAUGUCCUUACUUGUUUUGCCUCUAAUGAUAUCAAGUUUAUUAUAUUGGAAAUACGACGAUGUCUGAAACCAGGUGGUUACGUUGAACUAAGGGAACUGGAUCCUACGAUUUCCAAUGCUGGUCCAAUCACUUCGAAAUUUACAUCGUUAGAUUCCAAAAUAGUAAAAAGAUUACAAGAUCAAUACAACGUAGAUCUAUCUUGGCCAUUGGAAUUAAAUCAACACCUUCAAGAUCAUCAUUUGGUUGACAUUCACAGUCAAACCGUUCGUUUGCCAUUUGGUCAUCAACCGCCAACAUGUCCAUUAUUAUCAUCAAGACCACCUGAAGCAUCCCUGAUCAGACUGACGUGUUGGUUUUGGAAAGAUCGAUGUGAUGCCUACCAGCGACUACUUUUGGAAGCGUACAACGAGACGGAAAAAGAAUUGGAUCAACAAAUGAAAUGCAUGCUUGAAGAAAUGAUGGACCGCUCUUCUUACUGUCAAUACUAUAUGGCUUGGGCUCGAAAACCAUUGGUGGAUGACUACUGUUAUCAGCAGAACAACAACGAUGAUGAACAUCAGAGUAGAAAAAACAGCCACAAUACGGCUCAACUCAGCGUCUCUUCCUCUCGUUCCGAUCUCUCCUCGAUGACAGACGAAGACAUCAUGGACGACAUAUAUGAUUUGACGGAUGGUUAUAUAGAUUAGCUAUUUUAUUGAUCAAUAAACUUUUUUUUUAUGAAGUCAUUUUUGUCAUGUUGUGAGCAUUUUUUUAAGGAGAAAAAAAAAACACCAUGGUGUGUGUGGAUAAAGAGACAACUUGAUCCUGGUAAAACAUAAAUAUUAUUGUCAAAGGAUGAUUUGUUCAUUCUUAGGAAAAAAAAAA
Molecule: messenger RNA, 1913 nt
Organism: Halteromyces radiatus
Lineage: Eukaryota; Fungi; Mucoromycota; Mucoromycetes; Mucorales; Cunninghamellaceae
Exons: 5
Molecular function (GO): methyltransferase activity
Source: RefSeq, a predicted model, not a curated record